AUGGCAGCGACACUCACUGAGCCCCCACUCCCCACCAUCAUCCAAACUGCACACCCAAUCUUCUACAUCGCCCUCACCCUCCUCAUCCUUCUCUGGGCAACAAAAUCCCUCCUCCUCCCAUACCUCCGUCUCCGCCACAUUCCCGCCGCUCAUCCCACAACGCCCUUCUCCUACCUCUGGCUAGGCCGUACAACCUACAGCGGCCGCCAAUACCAAGUCCUCCGCGACCUCCACACCCAACACGGCCCCCUCGUACGCAUCGGCCCCAACGAAGUCCUCACCGACGACCCUGUCGUCCUGCGCACCGUUUCAGCUACACGCAGCAACUAUGCCCGCAGCGACUGGUACCAAGCUGGUCGCUUCAAUCCGUACCAUGAUAACCUGUUUACGAUCCUCGAACCCGGAGCGCAUAAACGGGCAAAGGCGAGAUCCAUGGCUGCAUACAAUGGACGCGAGACUUUAGGUUUGGAAGUUUCCAUCGACGAACAAGUUAGAGUGCUGGUUGACAUUGUGAGGGGGCGGUAUGCAGUAGCUGCUGAGUCGCCGGAGGGUGGAAGAGGAAAGCCGCUUUUGGACCUGGGCAAGAUCACGUGCUACUUUACCAUGGACGUUAUUACGAGGCUUGGAUUUGGGAAGGCGGUGGGGUAUUUGAUCGAGGAGAUGGAUCACUAUGAUUUUCUGAAGACGGUGGAUGAGCUAUGGCCGAGGAUGUCGACCGUGGCUGAUGUACCGUGGAUCCGCAAGUUUUUGUUCUCGAAAUUUGCGGCCGAUCAGGUACACCACCGCUUCGCAGCGCCUGAUAGUGGUAAAAAGGAUUUCCUGGCCUCAUUGAUCGCCCGCGGCUUCACAGAAGAAGAAUGCCAAUCCGAAGGGCUGUUUCUCCUACUAGCAGGCAGCGAGAGCACCGCCAACGCCCUACGUUCCAUCCUCGUACACACCAUGAGCUCACCUGUGGCAUACAACCGCCUCAUUGCUGAGAUUGAGGAUGCGGUGCGGACGGAAAAGGUUUCGUACCCUAUAACAUUGGAGCAGGCGCAGAAACUGCCGUAUUUACAGGCUGUCAUCUACGAAGGCAUUCGCAUGCGGCCACCUCUUCUCGGUCUGUUCCCGAAGAUUGUGCCGGCAAAUGAAUCACCUAUUUUCAACGGCAAGUUGCUGCCCCCGGGCACCGCCGUAUGCAUGAACAUGUCGUCUAUGCUGCAAUCAACUGCUCUAUUUGGCGUCGACGCCGCCGUGUUCCGCCCGGAGCGCUUCAGCGAAGCAGAUAGCGAGAGACGCAGACAGAUGGAGCAAGACGUUGAGAUGGUGUUUGGAUAUGGAGGCUGGUUGUUUCGCGUGUUUGAAUUGCAGCUUGUGCGCCCCCUUGAGCCAUGCAAUACGCUCAGCUAUGGCGUCUUUCUUGAGAAGGGACUUAUGGUGAAGGUAUCGGAGAGGGCUUGA
Messenger RNA from Pyrenophora tritici-repentis Pt-1C-BFP, 1440 nucleotides. Lineage: Eukaryota; Fungi; Ascomycota; Dothideomycetes; Pleosporales; Pleosporaceae. The record is from RefSeq and is a predicted model, not a curated record.